Molecule: messenger RNA, 985 nt
Organism: Tripterygium wilfordii
Lineage: Eukaryota; Viridiplantae; Streptophyta; Magnoliopsida; Celastrales; Celastraceae
Product: RING-H2 finger protein ATL70
Exons: 1
Coding region: 240-758 (172 amino acids)
Source: RefSeq, a predicted model, not a curated record
CUUUACCCCAAAUACAUCUUCCCUUCAUUCCAACUCAAUUAGUCUUCUUUUCAUCUCUCUCUCUCUUGUCAAGAUGUCUAGCUAAGGAUCUCAUAUUAUCAUUGACUUUUGAAAAAAACUUGGAACCCUCACCAAAUAAACCACAUAUUUGUUUUGGCGGCCAUGGCUGACCAAACACUUCUUCCAAUUCCUAUUACAAUCUCCAUUACUUACGUUUCUCCUUUCAUCUGUCAUUGGAGAUGAGCAACGCAACGCCACCGGUUCCUACUGGAUUUCUUGGUUCUAAUAACAUUGGGAGCUUUAGUUAUGGCAUCGGAGUCUCAAUUGGAAUCCUACUUCUCAUCACAACCAUCACCUUGACUUCAUAUUUCUGCACGCGAAGCACGACUCCUCCUCCGGCCUCUGGAGGAAACCGCUGGAGCUACGCUCUGGAGCCACUGGAGGCAGCACAAUGUGUACUUGAUGUAGGACUAGAUGAUGAAACAAUCAAGAGCUAUCCAAAGCUAUUGUACUCUGAAGCCAAGCCUCCACAUACAUCAGACUCCACCGCGACUUGUUGCUCUAUAUGUUUGGCGGAUUAUAAGGGCAGUGAUUCGCUUAGGCUGCUGCCGGAUUGUGGGCAUCUCUUCCAUGUGAAGUGCGUUGACCCUUGGCUGAGAAUUCACCCAACAUGUCCUGUUUGUAGAACUUCUCCUCUUCCAACACCUCUCUCCACUCCUCUCUCUGAAGUCAUUCCCUUGGCAUCCAGGCAAGCUUGAUUGAUCGAUCGAUGAAAUUUCUUCUAUUCUUUCAUGUGCUUCAGCAGUCUCUUUGCGUUCUUAGACUCCUGUAAACAAUGUGUAGGGGAGGGGAGGUGUAAGAAAUAAGUACAGAAACUUUGUGUUUGAAUUUUGUUUUUUGUUUUGUAGUCAUUUUGCAGAAGAAAGUAAUGGAUAAUGAUAGAACAGGACCAUCUUAAUUGUUCCAUGCACGAUCAAACUCUCCC